Molecule: messenger RNA, 2919 nt
Organism: Camponotus floridanus (Florida carpenter ant)
Lineage: Eukaryota; Metazoa; Arthropoda; Insecta; Hymenoptera; Formicidae
Gene: Swt1
Product: transcriptional protein SWT1
Exons: 13
Coding region: 185-2857 (890 amino acids)
Cellular component (GO): nucleus
Molecular function (GO): protein binding
Source: RefSeq, a predicted model, not a curated record
GACCUCUGAGCAUCUCCGAGCAACACGGUUUAUUUAUAUACGUGACAUUUCAGAAAGCGACACGGAGAACAUUCAAUAUAUUGGAAGAGCCAAAGUGACCCGGUGUAUCUCGUAGGCGUUUUUUCAGAAAUUUAUAUUUUCGAUUCUUCACAAUUUCAUACUUGAUUUGUACUUGAUAUCGAAAAUGAUAAAGCGAAGGUUACCACACAAUUGGAUUACCGUCAGUUCUAAGACCCAUCCGGACAGAGUAUACUAUUUCAACGUGAGAACAAAACAAUCUUCAUGGACUGAGCCAGUGUUGGAUAAAGCUGAAAAGAUGUGUGAGAUAAAUGACAAAAGUUAUAGAAAACGUCACGAAGAAAAAGAUCAAACAAUAAUAACACCAGAACGCAAUCCUGUGGAUGAUAGGACAUUUUGUAAGCAACAAUCGAGUAUUAAAAUUACAGAGACGCCACAAAUGAAAGCAAUUCGAGAAAAAAUAUUGAAAAAAUUGACUGCCAAAGAUAAAUCUUCUCUUCCAUCAUCAUCAAAAACUUUAACAAAAUUGACAGAAAAUAAAACAGUUUCUUCUUUAAAAAGAACUUCAAAAUUGGUAAAGAAUGAUGAAUCAUUAUCUCUGGAUAAAAAUGAUAAUGAAGUAACAACAUUCACGCCACAAAUGUCUGCUCUUUAUGAAAAAAUUCAACGGCGGAAUUUAAAUAAAUCUAAUCCAGACAAAAAAUUAAGAAUGAGUGCUAAAAGUAAACAGCAAGAGUUGAACAUGACAAAUCAGAAAUCAAUAAAGAUGCAAGAGAAUCGAGAAAAGGGUACCAAAUAUCAAGAUGUGAAUCAUAAUAAUGAGCAAUAUCCAAAUAAUAAAAAGCAGAAUGCACAAAAAUCAUACACCCAAAAUAUUUCAAGAAAAAGAGAACUAAAAUCCCCGUUUAAGAAAAAUAUCGCAAAAGAAAGGAUGCACAUAUUAAGAAAAAGUUUGAGUUUGGAUAAAGAAAAACUAAAAGAAAUUGGACGUACUAUGAUCAAAGAAAAAUUCCCACAAAAGCGCAUUAAAAGUUCACCAAACUCUUACUAUAAUCGCAGCUUAGGAUCUACAAAUAUUUAUAAAAAUGUUGAGACUCGACUUACGAGAUUACAUAACAAAAUUUUAAAAGAGGCAGUGCAUAAAAAUAAUCUUCCAUUAAAUGGUGAUAAAUCACAGAUUCGACAAAAUAACGAAUUAGUAGUUGAAAAUGUGACAAAAGAAAAACUAAUAGAACAGGCUAAGCAAGAAGUUUUGUAUGAAGAAAUGGAUUGGGAACCAAUGAAUGAUGAUGACAUUGCACAGGAGGUCGAAGUUGUUAGAACACAAUUAGGCAAAGAGAAUCAUGUAGACAAAACAAAUUAUAUAUCGGGAAAUACUGUAGAACUAAUACAGUGUAAUAACACAGAGCCACAGGAGAGGAAGCCAUUAUAUAUUGUUGUGGAUACAAAUGUAUUUUUGUCAAAUCUUAAAAUUAUUGAAGAAGCAAGAGAUGCAACAUUUAAAAAUUAUCCACGUCCCUUCAUUGUAAUUCCAUGGACUGUAAUAAAUGAGCUAGAUUAUAUAAAGAGUAAUAGAUCUACGCAUGAGUUAUCUGUAAAAGCUAGGAAAGCUAUCUCUUUUAUUCAUGAACAAUUUUCUUCUAAACAUCCACGUAUCAUAGGCCAAACACGAGAACAGGCACUAAAAAAUAAAGAAGAGUUUUCCCUUAAUUGCCCAGAUGAUGAGAUCCUGCAAUGUUGCUUACAAAUUUUUCAUUUACAAAAAGAUGUGGUUUUGUUGUCAUAUGACAAAAAUCUCUGUAAUAAAGCGAUGAUAUAUAAUAUAUUGGCAUUGGGACGUAAUGAUCCGCUUGAAAAAAUAGAUUAUUACAAUAUGAAUGAUAAAACAGUUAAUUAUUUAAAUGAUAGUCCCAUUGAAAAGUCUGUCUUUAAUGAAGAAUUGCAUUUAACAGAUGAUGUUUUUGAAGAUAUAAAAGCUACUAUGAAAGACUUUCUAUCAACAAUUAUCACUAAACAAAUGUCGGAAAUUUAUGGAGAAGCAGAGUGGAAGUUUUAUAUCAUUAUAAAACCACCUUGGACUACAGUAACUGCAUUAAAGUGUGCUAUAAAGCAUUGGAUUGCCGCAAUAAAUGAAUCAUUUCAUAGGCGUGCUGAACACAUUUUGAAGGAAUUACUUCUAGCUUUUGAACAUUCACCAGUUGGUGGCAGGAAAUUGGAAAAUGUGGAAUAUAUCUUGGAAAAGUGCAGCGAUCUAAUGCAAGCAGUUAAUACAGAUAAACACCAUGAACUUAUGAAACAAACAUUUGAUGCGAUUAUGGAACUCAAGAAGAAAUGUCGCGGCUACAUCAUUGAUAUACAGCAGAAAAAAUUACAUGAUAUGAUAGGCAUGCAAGAAGAUAUUCAAGAGCAAAAAAUGAGAGCAGAAAAAGUAUUCCAAUGUUUCCACCAUAUCUACAAUUACGCACGUGACUUGUGUGGUACAGCAUGUAGCAAUGCAGGAAUAGUGCAUUCUUUUAACUUUGAACUUGUAAAUUCAUUGCUACCUGCAGCUAUAGAAUCUUUGCGACCAGAGCUCUCAAGAAAGGUAGUUGACUUGACGCAGAGUCUUAAUAAGUUACUGUUGCAAGCCGAAAAUUCCAAUAUAAAAUAUCAAACAUUACUUAAUUUGCAACAAAACUUAAACACAUUUUUGCCUGACAUAGAGAAAACAUCAGAGUUUGAUGUGACACCUUUAGAUGUAUAUUGCUGUAUAAAAUUAAAAGAAGAGCCAUUGAAAACUGGGUUAAAGCAACUUCAAGAUUUAACCACACAUUUUUGCGCAUUAGCGGUUCAUACAUAAAUAUAUAGGUACAUGUUAUAUAUAUAUAUAUAUACAUAUAUAUUUUAUGGCAAUUCUCUUUA